GUCCCCUUCGGGGUGACAUACGAAAAAAUUGGAACGAUACAGAGAAGAUUAGCAUGGCCCCUGCACAAGGAUGACACGCUUUCCCGGAGUGGUAGACCUACGGGUCUCAAUAUUUAUGCCUCUUUUUCCUACGCCUUCGCGCGAUUCUGA
Phanerochaete carnosa HHB-10118-sp is the source of this 150-nucleotide messenger RNA. RefSeq lists its product as uncharacterized. The transcript has a single exon. The annotation marks the transcript as partial. The record is from RefSeq and is a predicted model, not a curated record. NCBI's taxonomy places the organism in Eukaryota, Fungi, Basidiomycota, Agaricomycetes, Polyporales, Phanerochaetaceae.